AUGCUAGCCUUGGCUCUCCUCCACACCCGGAGGGCGCCAGGUGACAUUGGGCUCAUCGGCUUCUCCAGCGCUUUGGGGGCCUGUGCCUCCGCGGAUCAACGCGAAGCCGCCUGCCGGCUGCGGCAGGUGAUGACGGAGGAGGGACUGCGCCCGACGGCGAGCAGCCUCACUGUGAUGGUCGCCGCUUUGGCCGGCAGCGAAGAGCCGGGACACCGGCUGGAGAUCCCGAAGCUGCUGUCAGAUGCACGGAGUGCCGUGCUCGAUCUUCGUGAGCUGCCAGCUGGUGUUUUCCAAUCCCUGAAAAAAGGCCCAUGA
This is a messenger RNA of Symbiodinium necroappetens, 315 nucleotides long. The record is from the annotation of a GenBank genome assembly. NCBI's taxonomy places the organism in Eukaryota, Dinophyceae, Suessiales, Symbiodiniaceae.